Myxozyma melibiosi is the source of this 734-nucleotide messenger RNA. RefSeq names its product Prp19/Pso4-like-domain-containing protein. Gene Ontology annotation, molecular function: ubiquitin protein ligase activity. Gene Ontology annotation, biological process: mRNA splicing, via spliceosome; protein ubiquitination; DNA repair. NCBI's taxonomy places the organism in Eukaryota, Fungi, Ascomycota, Lipomycetes, Lipomycetales, Lipomycetaceae. The coding region runs from base 172 to 591 and encodes 139 amino acids. Gene Ontology annotation, cellular component: U2-type catalytic step 1 spliceosome; cytoplasm; Prp19 complex. The record is from RefSeq and is a predicted model, not a curated record. The transcript is spliced from 4 exons.
AGAGAAAAAGAGGAAACAGAAAACGCGCGACAGAUUUAUUUCUCUCUGAGCGAGGAAGUCACAGCACUUUGGCAGAUAUGCAGAUAAAAGUUUAUUCUGCGACGCUCUCUUUUCUUGCGUUGGGCGAACUUCAGGUUGUUGCUCUGUUGACCGAUCUACAGACAAGAGACAAUGCUGUGUGGUAGUAAUUGUUUUCUAGUUUCGGGAACCGUGCCAAAGGUGCCCGUGAUUUCGCCAAAGAGCGGAUGCCCGUUCGAGAAGUCGCUACUAGAGGCUUACGUUGCAGAGAAUGGAGUUGAUCCUGUAUCAAACGAGCCGUUGACGAUGGAGGAAGUUAUCGAGGUCAAAGACGCGGCGGUGCCAAUUGCGCGGGCACCCGCGCAAGCAAGUAUCCCAUCUCUAAUGCAGACGUUCCAGAACGAGUGGGACGCACUGGUGCUCGAGACUCUAUCGCUACGACAAGAGCUGCUGAAGACAAGGCAGGACCUGAGCACAGCCUUAUACUACCACGACGCCGCGGUGCGGGUGGUCGCACGGCUGACGAAGGAGCGCGACGAAGCCACAGAAGAAUUGAGCCGUUUGACUAGUUAGUUAGGAUCGCGAGGGGCUGGUUAAGAUACCGGGGGGCAAACGUGCUGGAUCGGGUGGGUCCCGAGCGUCUGGGCCUCUGGAAGAGUGUAGGAUAUUACUGAGAAAGAAUUGACUAAGCAUGCUUGCACAUAUGAACAGAGCAG